Stegostoma tigrinum is the source of this 432-nucleotide messenger RNA. RefSeq names its product oligosaccharyltransferase complex subunit 4 (non-catalytic) (gene ost4). The coding region runs from base 135 to 248 and encodes 37 amino acids. Gene Ontology annotation, cellular component: oligosaccharyltransferase complex. The record is from RefSeq and is a predicted model, not a curated record. NCBI's taxonomy places the organism in Eukaryota, Metazoa, Chordata, Chondrichthyes, Orectolobiformes, Stegostomatidae. The transcript is spliced from 3 exons.
GACUGGCACGUGAUUAGAGUCACGUGGCUGAGCGCGUUUAUGUAAUCCCGUAUCGUUGGGCUGUGCUGCUGGGAGAGUGAGAGAGCGAGCGACGUGGCGUUCGUGUGAUUUUUUUUAUAAAGCCUUUUGGAAGGAUGAUCACAGAUGUGCAGUUGGCAAUCUUUGCCAACAUGUUGGGAGUAUCUCUUUUCCUCCUUGUUGUCUUGUAUCAUUAUGUUGCUGUAAAUAACCCCAAAAAGCUGGAAUAGCCACAUAACACCACAAUAGUGCAAAGGUUCGGACCAAAACAAAAGAAUUAAUUUGAAGGAUGGAAGCUAACUUGGAUGAAAUAAUACAGAUUGAACUUUACCAGCACCACAGUGAAUUACAGCUGCAUUAAGUAUGUUUUGUAUUGAAGAAAUAUGCCUUGUGAAUUAAAUAUUUGUGGAAAAA